Messenger RNA from Closterium sp. NIES-67, 2633 nucleotides. Lineage: Eukaryota; Viridiplantae; Streptophyta; Zygnematophyceae; Desmidiales; Closteriaceae. The record is from the annotation of a GenBank genome assembly.
GUUGCGUCAUGUCGUCGUGGCCUGCCCGAACCUUGGAAGCUCCGUUGUACGCAGCGAAGCAGACUGUCCGCGAAACCCAGGCCAGACCAGAGCACAUCAGGCACAGUUGUACAGCAGAGGGAAUGUGGCAGUCAGUUCCCAUCCCACCAUCAGCCACGGUACAGCAAACAGUCUUCGUACGACAGCAAUACACGUGGUGUCGACUCGUCAGUGAAAAAAGCCUAGUCAGAGAGAGUCACGCGAAAGCUCGCUCGCCGUUAGUCCAGACCAGAAGCCCUCAGUUAUGUUGGGCGUUUUAGCUUCUCGCGAGACGACCCUCGCCUCUAGCGUCCAGGAUACCUAGAGUUAGGAUCACCCCAAGCGUCCACGGUCUUCUUCACAACGGUUCAGUCACAGCUAACCCUAAUUUCCCCUAGUCGUCUUCUCAGUUCUCGAGCAGACAAGAGGGCACAAGACCAGCACUGCUCUACGUGCAAGAUCUGCUACAUUGUAAUCAGCUGGCUGCCUUUCAGUACCAGAAUCAGAGGCGAUAGCAGCGAGACGACGCACGAUACGACAUACGAUACGAUACACGGUCUCGCCGCAACUCUUCCUGCUCCCGUCCCCUACCGGAGAGGACGAAUCUGUACUGUUCCAAGACGCUCCGUUAUUUAGUCCCCUCCUCUCACGCGCUUUCUAGCCAGCUCAGCCCUCCUCAGCCUUAGGUGGCCUUCGUCCUAGAAAAAAGGCUGGGAGCCUCGCGAGCCUUGUCGCCUGGGGAGUUGCAUCGUGUCGUCGGUUCGCGUCGUGUGUCGUCCCACCACUCGUCGUUUCGAUCGUCGGUAGUUCGGUCGGGCGUUCGCCCAGCGGCCAUCCCCUUGCGCCUUUCGAGAAACGGCCACGGCUGCUCGAUCACACCCGACUUCCGCCAUGGCGGGGCGAAUCCUCAAUCACAUCCGGCGCUCCCGGGACCAACCCCCCUCCCCCAAGACCGACGAGCCGUCCCCCUCUUCCGCGCUCGACCUUGCGCGCUGCAACAGCACCGGCAGCGCCGCCUCUGCCUCCCGCCCCAACACCCCCACCUCCUGCCGCUCCCCCAGCUUCACCUCCUCGCGGGGGGGCUCCGCGGGCGGGGCUGCGCUCCCCCCCGUGCCGUCGCGCGACCAGGCGGAAGCCGCGCGGCUGCUGCGCGAGCUGGCGCUACGGUCGGAGGAGGCGGAGCGCGCGGCGGCGGCGUGGCGGCAGCAGGCGGACGAGAUGCACCGGCUGCGUGCGGAGCGGGACGAGCUGCGGCGGCAGAAAGCGGAGCUGACGACGCGCGCGGGGCAGCUGGAGGCGGAGCUGUUCAUGACGAAAAUGGGGAAGGGGCCCCAAACCACUGGCAACACCCCUAAGAGCACAGCAGUAGCAGCAGCAUCAGGAGCAGCAGACCCCUUCGCCCUGCAGCAGCAGCGGCUAGAGUCCCUUUCAAAGGAAAACGCACAACUAAGAGACCAACUAACAGAGGCACAGCGGACAGCAGAGGAGUGGGAAUUCGCCAAGGCGAGGGUGGAGGACGAGUGGGAGGACCGGCUCAACCAGGCGCAAGCAGCCACCGGCCGGGCGCUAGGGGAGCGAGAGCAGCUGUUUGCCGAGCUGGAACAAGCCAAAGAGAAGAUCGCAUCGGAGAGCUCAGCGAAAAAGAAGCUGGAGGAGAGUCGGGCGCUGUUUGAAAGCGAGCUUCGGCAGGAGAUCCGGUCAAAAGUGACGCUUCUGGAAGCAGAGGUGUCGCGGUUGAGUGUGGAGGUGAGAGCGGCGAUCACCCGUGCGGAAAUGUCGGAGAAGAGUUUAGUGGAGGCGCAGGUUCGGGUGGCGGACAUGGAGGCUCGGGAGCGGGAGCACGCCGAGGCUUCAGCUGCGGUAGCGGAGCAGCAUGCGUCGUUGUUGUUUAACAUGGAGACGGAAAUAGAAGGUGCGGAGCAGAGGGAGUUCGAGGCGAGGGCGGAUGCGGAGCGGCUUUCAGCGGAGGUGAGUAAACUCAAGGGCGAGAUGGAGGAGAUGUUUCGGGAGAAGACUGAUGCGGUUUCGGAGUUGAUGCUGAUCAAAGGGGAUGUGGAGAGGCUGGAGAAGAGCAAGCAGGUGGCGGAGGGGAUUGCGCUGGAAGCGCGGACGAAGCUGGUAGCUGCUAACAAGCUGGAGCAGAAGUUCAAGAGACGACUGGAUGUGGCGAAAUUAGAGCUGGAAAGAUUAGGAGGGGACUGGAGGGUGGUUUACCCGUUGGAGGAGGAGCAGGAAGAGCUUGCAGCCGCAGCAGCAGAAGCGGCUGAAGCUGCGGCUGCAGCUGCGGAGAAGGCUAGUAAGAUGAGACCAAAGAGCAGCGGUGCUGCUGGUGGUGGGGGUGGUGGUGGUGCUUCUACAUCGUUAUUUGGUUGGAUGAGUUCGAAACAAGGGAGGAGUUAGCUUAACCUGGGACUUCAGGAAGAGAGCAAAGAUGGGUGAGUGUUUGCAGCAAUUGCAAACUAUACGGAGUUGUCACUGAUGUUGUAUUUGUGGUUAUACACGAUGGAAAUAGCAGGCGAUCUGUCGACGAGCAGUCUCUCAGUACAUAUUUGACACUGCCAUAGAUCAGGCUCUUCUCCAUCUUGUCUUCAGCGCUGGCGAGUUUUCUUGUGUGC